Messenger RNA from Actinia tenebrosa (Australian red waratah sea anemone), 2046 nucleotides. RefSeq lists its product as uncharacterized. Lineage: Eukaryota; Metazoa; Cnidaria; Anthozoa; Actiniaria; Actiniidae. The record is from RefSeq and is a predicted model, not a curated record.
ACGUCAGUUAUGGCGCGCUAAACUAUACAAGACUACUUCCAUGUAUAAUUGUAAGACUGCUGUCAGUUCGCCAUAUGAUAUGUUUGGUCACCUGAUUCCGCAGGUAUAAAGUGAAUGUUACCAUGGUUACUAGUAUAUUGCGGAAAAACUGGUGCGACUCUAACGACUGCAGCAGUCUUUGUAGCGCCAUGGCAGGAACUAUUGAUUUCCAAACUGCGUUAGACGUUGCUUCGUCGAUAAUACCAGAUACAGGGAAAGUGAAUCAAGUAAGAGAUGCCAUAGCUUCCCUUGAUGCUCAAGGUGGUGCUCAGGUGGGGAAUCUGUUUGGUUUGUUCGCUGAAGGAGGCGGAAGACGAAAUGCGAUGAGUAUCUGCAAUGGUACAGACCACGACAUCCAACUUGUUAAAUGGUAUCUUCAUCAUGGUCACAACAGAGUUCCUGCUACCCCAUAUUUGCUUUCCAUGAGGCAGGAUGACUCUCUGUUCCAUAAUGCUGGCAGCUGGGCUGCUACUGGAUCUAGUGGUAUCGUUACCUACAUGUUGGACUGCCAAACAAACUUGCACAUUUUCUGGGAAUGUCCUUACAACUUCGAUCUUCAUGAUAACUAUAUUGGGCUGAUGUUAACUGCGGAAGAGCAUCUUAAGAAGCCAAACAAGCACUUGUUUCUGGGCAUGUUCGAAGACUGGUAUAGYAUGGGUAAAACGGCACCUAGAGCUGGAAGCACGUAUGAUCUUGUUUGUUGUGGUCCAGGUAAUGGCGGAUCCAAAGAUGAUGGUGGCUCCAAGCCUCAUGGCUAUCACAGGCCUUGCGAGGUGAGAGAUGGUCAUUACACAGUGUUUGCAACAAUGGGAGACAGGCACGCUACGAACAGCAAGAUAGUCAUCCUAAGCAAGGACACCGAGUAAGAACUAGACUCAUUCCAGUUUUCGUUUUUACGCGGAUUCCUCUAAAACACUAUUGAUAUUCACCGCUUCUAAACCUCGUUACAUGUAACGCUCAAACGCUCAAAAUUUCAUCGAUACCCUAGAACCAGAAGUCCGUAACUUCUGCCUAAAAUAACCUCAAAGCUAUCAGUUGUUUUUAUAAUGUAUGAGAGUUAGGUAAAUAUUAAUGCGCAAUCGUUCGAUCGAGUCUACGUUGUUAGAACCUUUUUUGUCUUUGCGUCAUUUCCAUAACGAAAAUGUACGACGGCGACGUCUACCAAAAGUGUAAAUAGACUUCCUUCUAGGGUUGCGCGCCCUCAAAGUCUGUCUUCCCUCAGAAUGAGUUGAGUUUUACUUAUAARUGUUUUGAAUGAAAUCGCCAUUCAACAGUACAAAGAGAAAUUAUUUUCCUUUACGGUCGACGUCGCCGUCGUAGACAGGAAUCAGUGUAUUCAAAGAGAAGUGUUAUUAGUGAUGAAGCGGUUAAAAAAGCCGAAAACGAUUUGGGAAACUUCACAAAGAAGUCUAGCUUUUACUGAAACUGAAGCAUAAUAAUGAUAAUAAUAAUUGUGCAUUUAUAUAGCGCUUAUCCAAAUUAAUGCAUCUACUUCCUUAUUGAACAAAUAGUUGUAUAUGGACCUCAUGCACGUACGAAACCGUGUUGUUGUUGUUUAAUUAUGUUUAAGGUAUUUCGUUGUUUUUUAUCUUGAUAAUAAAAAGCAAUAGGGGAAGAUUUCACCCUGAAAGCAAUGAAUACUACCCUUAAGGCGUCAUUUACACGGAGAAAUGUUCUCUGUACUUUGGGCAAAAGUUGCAGGAGUGUUUACACGGUGUAACGGAGAUGCAAUCGUUUGAAAAUAAAACGUUUUGGACUAAGCCGAAAAUACAGCGAUAAAUUUGUAAGGGGUAAUUAUAUAUUCAAAUGACCACAUCUCAGUAAACGGGUUUUUUAAAUUGUCUAUCUAAAUUGUUAACCAAAAAUAUGAUUAAGAUAAAAUUAUUUUUUGUGAAGUCAUCGCUUGAGUACUCUAUUUGAAAACCCGGAAAGCAUGUUGUUUGCUGUAAUCAAGGCAAGACGGGGUCUAAAGAUGAGGGAUUGAUUAAUUAAAAUUAAUGAUAGCAA